This is a messenger RNA of Temnothorax curvispinosus, 903 nucleotides long. RefSeq names its product flotillin-1-like. Lineage: Eukaryota; Metazoa; Arthropoda; Insecta; Hymenoptera; Formicidae. The record is from RefSeq and is a predicted model, not a curated record. Gene Ontology annotation, biological process: regulation of receptor internalization; positive regulation of cell-cell adhesion mediated by cadherin; protein kinase C signaling. Gene Ontology annotation, cellular component: plasma membrane. Bases 108 to 467 code for a protein of 119 amino acids. The transcript is spliced from 4 exons.
AUUAACUUCUUCCAGGAUGUUGCUACAGCAAACCUCUCUUGGUGCCUGGAGGGCGGGUGUUUGUUUGGCCCUUCGUGCAACAAGUACAAAAAAUUUCUCUGAAUACGAUGACUUUACAAGUCGAGAGUCCAACGGUAUACACCUGUCAAGGAGUUCCGAUAUCUGUAACAGGCAUAGCACAGGUGAAAAUUCAAGGACAAAAUGAAGAGAUGUUAUCUACGGCGUGCGAGCAGUUCCUUGGAAAAUCUGACGAUGAGAUACAUGAUAUAGCUCUCGUCACUCUAGAAGGACAUCAACGAGCCAUAAUGGGCAGUAUGACUGUAGAGGAAAUUUACAAAGAUCGUAAAAAGUUUAGCAAGGAAGUCUUCGAAGUUGCGAGCAGUGAUCUAGUUAAUAUGGGCAUUACUGUCGUAUCGUACACACUGAAAGAUAUUAGAGACGAAGAGGUAAGUUUGCAGCAUUUCUAAUGUAUAAAAACACUGUAUAUAAACAUGGUAUGUAAGUCGAACGCGUAAGCAUUCCAAAUCUUCAAUUAAGAAAAAUAAUGCUGAUAACAUGUACAAAUCGUAAUUGAACUACUAAAGUGUACAUAGUGUACAUACAAGUGUAUAGAGAGAUAUUCGAAAGACCCCCUUUAAACGAUUCAAUAAUGUCUAUUAAUAGUUGAUACGUGAGUAUGAACUUUUUAAAAUAAUUAUUAUAGUUAGAUCUUGUAUGUCGUGAAUAUUGAAUACAUUUUUGUUUUGCUACUUGCAGGGGGCAAAGGUACGUUCAAAUUUUAUUUUAUUACUAUUAUACCUGAUGUCACAGCGCACACCGCUAUGUCUUGUAACAUUAUUGUUAAUUCUUCAGAUUCUACAAGAACAAAAAUUUUUAUUGCUUUUUGUAACAACACAAUUGUGC